AUGCAACAACAACCACCAGUGCAUCAACAAAAUAGUGGCAGAGGUCCUUCCUUGGAGGACUUAGUGAAACAGAUGGCCACCAGCAAUCUGGAGUUCCAACAAAGGACAGAAUUCAUAAUCCAAAAUUUGCAGACACAGAUUGGGCAAUUGGCGACAUCAAUGAACCAGGCCCAACCUUCCAGCAGCUCCCUUCCAUCACAGACAGUUCCAAAUCCAAAGGGAAGCGGCAAUGUUAGUGCUAUUUCUCUGCGGUCUGGCAAGCAACUGAAGGAGCCAAACAAAUCUGUUGUUGAGUCAUCUCAAGGAGGUGACAGUAGUUCAAGGAAGCAGAACACUGAUACUUCUGAUAUCCACAUUCCAUUGCCUUUCCUACAAAGAGCCAUUCAAUCUAAGAAGCAAGCGGCCAAAGCUCAAGAUAAAGAGAUUCUUGACACCUUCAGAAAAGUAGAGGUAAACAUUCUACUCUUGGAUGCGAUUCAGCAAAUUCCAAGAUAUGCCAAGUUUCUGAAAGAGUUGUGCACCAACAAGAAAAGGCUGAAAGGAGAUGAGCGAGUUAGCGUCAGUCAGAAUGUGUCAGCACUCAUCCAGCCCAUGCCCAAGAAGUGCCAAUAUCCAGGGACGUUUACUAUUCCUUGCAUUAUUGGAAAUUCUAUUUUUCAUGAUUGUAUGUUAGACUUAGGAGCAUUCAUUAAUGUUAUGCCUGAAUCUGUGUAUAAGUCUCUCGGUCUUGGUCCCUUGCGUGCUACUGGUAUAGUGGUUCAGUUAGCCAACAGGAGUAGUGUUCAUCCUUCUGGUGUAGUUGAAGAUAUAUUAGUUAGGGUGAACAAUCUGAUUUUUCCUACUGAUUUCUAUGUCUUAGGGAUGGAGGGUGAGACUCCUAGUAGUACAAUUAUACUUGGUAGGCUUUUCGUGAAAACUGUUAAGACUAAGAUAGAUGUGCAUGCUGGUACUCUUUCUAUGGAAUUCGGUGAUAGUAUUAUCAAUUUUAAUAUUUUUGAUACCAUGAAAUAUCCUAGGGAAGAGCACUCUAUUUUCUGCAUUGAUUUUAUUGAUGAUAUUGUUGAUGAUGCUUCUGUUGAUUUGAUUGCUGAAUAUCUAGAAUUUUCAUCCUUCCUUGAUUCUGAUCUUUCAUGUGAUUGUAAUGAUAGUAGUGACUGUACAAUUUGUGCUGAGAUCGCCUUGUGCUGUUUUGAUUUUAAUGAUUCAUUGAAUGAUUUGGGUUCUGUUUCUAAUUCUUAUCAUGAUGAUGAGCCUGACAUUGAUUCUGCUUUGCAUAGUGGUUCUACAUUGAUGUUGAAUUCUAAAUUGCCUGUUGAAAUUAUUGAGGAUCAUGAUUCUGUUUAUGAGGAUUUGAUUGCAGGCAUAGCUGUUAAUGUGUUUUCUGCAGAAUCUGCACCCACUAGACUUCUUCCAUCCAUUGAGUAG
Molecule: messenger RNA, 1425 nt
Organism: Gastrolobium bilobum
Lineage: Eukaryota; Viridiplantae; Streptophyta; Magnoliopsida; Fabales; Fabaceae
Exons: 1
Coding region: 1-1425 (474 amino acids)
Source: RefSeq, a predicted model, not a curated record